Hemicordylus capensis (graceful crag lizard) is the source of this 2660-nucleotide messenger RNA. RefSeq names its product Wnt family member 2B (gene WNT2B). Gene Ontology annotation, cellular component: extracellular region. Lineage: Eukaryota; Metazoa; Chordata; Lepidosauria; Squamata; Cordylidae. Gene Ontology annotation, molecular function: frizzled binding; cytokine activity. The record is from RefSeq and is a predicted model, not a curated record. The coding region runs from base 82 to 981 and encodes 299 amino acids. Gene Ontology annotation, biological process: cell fate commitment; multicellular organism development; canonical Wnt signaling pathway. The transcript is spliced from 4 exons.
CUGGGGGCAAGGGUGAUCUGUGAUAAUAUUCCUGGGCUGGUCAACAAACAGCGACAGCUGUGCCAGAGUUAUCCAGACAUCAUGCAGUCGGUCGGGGAUGGAGCAAAGGAGUGGAUCCGCGAAUGCCAGCACCAGUUCCGUCACCAUCGCUGGAACUGCAGCACUUUGGAUAGAGACCACACAGUCUUUGGCAGAGUCAUGCUGCGAAGUAGCAGGGAAGCAGCCUUCGUCUAUGCCAUCUCCUCUGCGGGAGUCGUCUACGCCAUCACCCGCGCUUGCAGCCAAGGCGAGCUAAAGGCCUGCAGCUGUGAUCCCCACAAGCGGGGCCGCUCCAAAGAUGAAAGAGGAGAGUUUGACUGGGGGGGCUGCAGUGACAACAUCAACUAUGGAAUCAAGUUUGCAAAGGAAUUUGUAGACGCCAAGGAGAAAACUGUGAAAGACGGCCGGGCCCUGAUGAAUCUGCAUAACAACCGCUGUGGCAGGACGGCUGUGAAGCGUUUCCUGAAACUCGAGUGCAAAUGUCAUGGCGUCAGUGGCUCCUGCACCCUAAGGACUUGCUGGCUGGCAAUGUCAGACUUCCGCAAAACAGGCGACUACCUACGGAAAAAAUACAAUGGUGCCAUCCAAGUAAUCAUGAACCAGGAUGGCACCGGAUUUACCGUGGCCAAUAAGAAUUUUCGGAAACCCACAAAAACUGACCUAGUGUACUUUGAGAAUUCACCUGAUUACUGCAUGAUGGACAAGUCUGCAGGCUCGCUAGGAACAGCAGGGCGUGUGUGCAACAAGUCAUCACGUGGGACUGACGGCUGCGAGGUCAUGUGCUGUGGCCGAGGUUACGACACCACCCGAGUGAUCCGGGUCACCAAAUGCGAGUGCAAGUUCCACUGGUGUUGUGCUGUCCGCUGCAAGGAGUGUAAAGACACUGUAGACGUCCACACAUGUAAAGCACCAAAGCGGGCAGAGUGGGUCGACCAAACCUGAAACAGUGUAGCGUGGAGCUGGAGAGGGAAAGAAAAAAAACUGGCACCGUGCCACUCAUGGGCCUGGGCAUUCUGGGAGUUGUAGUUCUACUGCAUGGCUUUUAUUUAAAUUAAUUCUGCAAAGCACUAAGGAGAAGACUACAUUCCCCAUGGGGUACAGCGAACUCUUCUGCUCACCCAGGAGAACUCAUUCCCUGCUUUAAAAAAUGGAAUUUGCAAAUGACAGAAACCUGUGGGGGUUCCCAUGCCUCUUGUGCAAAUAAAAUAAAACAAAAUAAAAUAAAAUGGGGGGCUGGACUAGGGGAGAGGCUGCCAUUGCAUAGGAGCAAAGGAGACUGAGAAUCAGGUUGUGCUUAGCUGGAGAACCCUGCUUCUAUCUAAUGAAUAUGUUUUAGCCAUAAAUGACAAAUAUACUAAAAAUGUAGGAAGAAAAACUUCUACCCUCGAAGAAAGCACUCUUUCUCCCCCAAAGAAGACGGCUGUACAGUCCUACAGAAGCUCCGUGCCCUGCUAAGGUCUUCUCUCAAUAGAGAUCACACAUAUCUGCACUAUGGACAUCAGCUGAACAUGAGCAUCUUUGUGUAAAGGGACUUAUUAUUUUUACCCUCCCACUGGAGUUACAAAUGGUCUGCAAAAAUUGGGGGGGGGGGGGGAGAAAAGAAAGAUGUCUACCAGAAAGAGGGAGAGAGAAAAAGAUGAAAAUGAGAGAGUGUGUGUGGUUGGACAUACUGGUAGGUUCUAAAAGGAAACUAAUAUAACAGUGUGACAAUUUUGUACAAAUCUGUACAUUGUGUACACUGCUUUAAAUACUUUAAAAUCAAAAACUCAUAUAAACCUAUAUCAGAAAAUGAUGCCUUUUGCUUUGUGACUUUCUGCACUCAUGACUAAUUAGAUGACCCAUGAACAAGUCCAAUCCUAUGUUCUUAUAACACACUGAUCAUCUUUGUGCUUCUGGAUUGUAAAGUGAGAGCAAAGUUCCUAAGGCCAAUCGCAGCAUCUUAACAUUUGAAAUCACCUAGAGUAUCAAAACAGACAUCAUUUCACCAACCCUCCUCCUCCACUCCUACCAACACAAUCUUUGUAUGUUUCUGCCACUUCUUUCCUGGCAAUGUUUGCUCUGCUAUCCUUCAGAAUAUUGAUGGCCCCUUCUGCUCACCCUGCAUGCAGGGGGCAUAGGGGAGCACUCCCCCACAUAUGAGGAUCUGCAUGUAAAGUAUUUGGCAGUGCCAAGUAAUCCAGGUGUCAGAUUUUCAUGCUAUGGCAACUCACAGUUAACUGAUGACUGUGGGGGCUUUGCAUCUCUAACAGAAUCCCACUGGAUGAAACAGGACAGCUGACUAGGUUAGGUUCACAGUGCAGCUAUAACCUUCAUGAGCUCAGCAGAAGCCAAUUAAUCAAUCUCAACAAUUUAAUCAACACACUUGCACUAGAUCUAUGUGACCUUACUGUUGGAGCUGUGCAUUCCCUAGCAUCUACAAUCAGUAUAUUUCUACUGAUUGUCCAAAUUUACUGAAGACUCAGAUGCAAGACCCAGUGAGGUCAAUGGAACAUAUUCUCAGCUAAGAGUCUACAGGACUGCAGAGCCCUAUGUAGCUUCCCCUUUAUUUAUUCUUAAUAACCUCAAAAGCAUUUUGAAAGUAUUCUUCUUGCCUAUCUUUACAAAGAACACUGCAAGAGGAG